AUGCGCUCGUCACCUACUUUCCAACCGGCACUCGAUUCCUCACACACCAUUUCGCAGCGCAAAGCCUGUGACCAUGGUAUCACCUUCGCUGCACACUAUCAUGCGGACGACUAUGCGGUAUCUCUGGCCAGUGGUGCAGCAUGUCUCGAGCUCUGGACCAAUCUGCCCGUUUCGCAAACAACAGCCGCUGCCUCCUCCUCUCAAUCGACUGUAUGGAAGGCGGUCCCUCUUCUUGCUCUGAAGCCGUUCGUUGGCGACGACACCAGCUAUGUCUUUGCAACUACUGUCAACUGUGUCCAAGGUGCUUCAACCAAGAACUUCAGCUUCACCUAUCGUAUCGUUCACCCGGAUGGCAUGAUCGAUUGGCUCGGAUCCCCCUCCAACGAUGGACAGAUUCAUCUAGCUCCCCUUCAUCAACCUCGCUACGGUUUUCGUGAGCUAGUGCAGCCUCGUUUAAAUACCGAUCUCAAGCUAAGCGAAGAAAAUGAAUCGUCUCGCGAUGCCGACAAUAGCGUGAUCCUUGCUAGUCUCGCAGUCUCACGCAAUCAUAAUCAGGGCAGCGUCGCUUUCAGCAUCAACACAGACAAUGUCGAAUCCGGCAUAGUGGUGGAGAGGACCAAAUCGACGUGGUGCACAUCCAGACGUUUUGGGUCGCUUUCUAAGAUAUCUUCAGAUUUUGGGUCCAACCUGAUCAUCCUCGAGCUAUCUCGAUCUGCUAGCAACGAGGUGCUGAUAAUUCUGCCGGUCUUCGACGAUGCUAUUCGUCCCGCGCGAUUGGUGCGCAGCUCCUGCGUGGGAAAUCACGUACACUUUGAGAUACUUGGAGAUGGCGCCUCGCAAGCCAAAGUGGCACUGGCUCUUGGCACGGCUGCUGACCUCAAACAAGCCAUUGCCAUAUGUCGCUCUUAUGCUGCAACGCUGAUUCGAACAUAUGUCCAUGAACCGCUGGGUUUAUCUUGGUCAGCGAAACAUCUGCUUGAUGCCAGCUCAUCUCUUUCACUCGACCUCGUCCUACCCUCGCUCCCAUAUGCAAAUGAAGAGCUCGAUCCGACCAAUUCCUCGUUCUUCUCUGACUCUACACUGGUCGAUAGUAUUCAAACGAGUCUAAGCUCGGCAAGCUCCAUGUGCCUUCCUUCGAUACAGGAAGCUUCCAUGAAGUCAGAAGAACAAGCUGACGCAUCGACUGUUAACCGCGAUCGUACAGUCCAGAUUGGCAUUCAACAGCAACCUUCACGGGUCGAGAAUGGACUUGGCUUCUGCACCUGGGAAGCGAUGCAGAAUGCUGAGCGACGCCCAUACCUAUCCGAGGUGAUUGCUGCUCUGGAAGCGGCAGAGAAGCGUUUGGGUAAAGGUUCCAUUGUGGCCUUGCUCAUUGAUGAUGGUUGGCAAGAUGUUACACGAGGUUUGGACGAUCGUGGACGACUCAACAGCUUUGACAUGGACCCAGCCAUGCUUGACCUUGAAGAGAAUGAGGAAGCUUGUGCUGAUGCAAGGAGCACUGGUGUCCUUGCUCGCUACACCUCCUAUAUCCGACGGAGGUUCCCCGGCAUCAGCUCUAUUGGCUGCUGGAUGACCUUGGCAGGGCACUGGGACGGAAUUCAUCCCGAUGGGUCUAUCGCUGCUGGCCUCAGUGCACCGCUCCGUCAUGCUCGAUGUGAGGAUCCAUUCCGCCGGGUCAGUCGGGACUGGUUUAUUCCAGCUACGGAGCUCGACCUGCAUCUGUUUUGGGACCGCGCAUUCCACUCUUUGCGUGAGAGCGGCGUGGAUUUUGUCAAGAUCGACGCUCAGGCUGAAUGGGAAUGGAUUGCAGAUAAGCCCGACUCUGUCGGUUUUGGCCGCUCUGCACCAAGCCUCACUGCAACUGCGCUUGGCCAGGCGGCGUUUGAAGCGAUGGAAGGAGCUGCCACACGCUAUUUUGGCACACCAGGCGGCGUGAUUCAUUCGAUGGGCUUCACAUCGAAUCUCACAAAUACGCUCCGAACACUUCGUACAAAAGGCAUGGUCAUACGCAGCACGGAUGACUUCUUCCCGACAAUUCCGGAUGCGCAUCGUCACCACCUGGCACACCAUUCUUACAACUCCUUACUGCUUCCGGGGCAUACUUGUGAUGCUGAUAUGCUUUCUCACUGUUCCGACAGUGGCGCAAUUUCAGAGGACAUCGCAAAUGAUCUCGACUACACCGGAUACCAUGCAAGUUUCCGAGCAUUCACAGAUGCGCGCCUGUGGAUUUCGGACAAAGCCCAUGCUCCGCAGCACACCGCUCUAAGCGCUCUGGUGUCGCCUACGGCAUUGUCAAACGAAGGAACGAGGAUACCUGUGCAAGCGACUGGCAACUUGCUAGCUGAUUGUGUCUUUGGCGAUCUCAUCGGCAACGGUGUUGGGCCGGCGCUGAAGCUCUUCGUCCGACACGAAAGUACAUCGAGCGCGACCAUCGGCGUUUGGAAUCUCCGCGCGAAUCACGCUGAGAGCUUCGACGUUCUUGAUCUCACACAGCUGUUCAGCAUGCAAGCUGAUAACGGACUUGUGUCGAGCCAGCUGUACACCUACUAUGCUGUCAGAAGCUUCCGAUCGGGAAAGGUGUGCCUCCUCACAAGCGAUAAAUGCCAGGAGGCAGAGGUGAGCCACUCGCUCCCUGUAACACUUGCAUCAGGAUCCUGGGAUGUGUUGAGUAUCUCGCCAUUACUCACGACAAUGGUUCAAGGAGUCAGCAUAGCCUUUCUUGGCGCCACCGAGCACUUCAUGGCACCCAAAGCGGUCCAUGCGGUCACCAUUGCUGCACUGGAUCCUGACAAGGAUAGAAAAAGACAAGGAAGGAGGCGUUCCUACCAGUCACAAUCUCCGAGAUCAUCGCAUCAACAAAACCGUUGGUCCCGCUCCAUCAGCACAGACCGUUCUCUCGCAUCUAUGGAUAUUGAUGUUGCGAGCAAGGAUGAGUCUAGCCUUGUUGAAUCUGCAGUCGACACGUUGAUGCACAGAUCGGAUGGUGGCGCUCGAGUGCUCGUCGUGUCGCUUGCUCUGAUUAACGGAGUAUUCGCGACGCUGCACACCAUGAUCAUGGGCAUGAUUCAAACUUGCGGCCAAAGCAAGCGCAGCGUAGGCGAAAGUAGGAACCCUCGUGCCAAGCUUGUCGACGCUAUGAUUGGCAUGCUGGACAAGCUUCAAACUCUGUUUGUGUUUGCACUACUUGUGCUUGCAUCUUGGACAUCAAUACUGGCGCACGCACGCGCUGAGAGCGCAAAGAAGACAUCUUGGCUGCCGUUUUUGGAAACGACAAGAAAAGAACAGAAUAACGAGAGACUCGACGGCAAGGCGCUCCAAACGGUACGAUUGCAACCGAUCGAUGCAAUGGCCACGCUCAAACGCUGCGUGAUCUCUCGCACUAUGGCCCCACUCCGCGAUUGUCACGUGUCGCUCACCAAGUCUCCACUCGUCUCUCCCAAGCCAAGUCUGCAGCCUCUUCCCGAAACACCUCGCUCAGCCACAAUCCGCACCACAGCUAAACCAGACGUCGUAGUCACAGCGCUCGUCGACAUAGCUGCCAAGAUUAGUUUGCUUGUCGUCUGCUCUAGUCCCGACUCGAUCAAGACGUGCAAGAUCGACCGCACCAGAUACGACUGUGCCUCGACACCAUGGAUUCUUAUCGAGCAGGUUCAUCUCGAACAUUGCUUGGGACACGUUGGUAAGAGUGCUUUCUGCGUUCAAGUUGACAUGAAAGCUUGGAAAGGGGACCAGGAUGAGACUUUUUUGCAGACGCUGUCUGCGCCCGUCAGUGUGUCGCUGUUCGUUAGCGCGCCGAUUUGA
Mycosarcoma maydis (corn smut) is the source of this 3801-nucleotide messenger RNA. RefSeq lists its product as uncharacterized. Bases 1 to 3801 code for a protein of 1266 amino acids. NCBI's taxonomy places the organism in Eukaryota, Fungi, Basidiomycota, Ustilaginomycetes, Ustilaginales. The record is from RefSeq and is a predicted model, not a curated record. The transcript has a single exon.